Amphiprion ocellaris (clown anemonefish) is the source of this 6480-nucleotide messenger RNA. RefSeq names its product membrane associated guanylate kinase, WW and PDZ domain containing 1b (gene magi1b). The record is from RefSeq and is a predicted model, not a curated record. The coding region runs from base 509 to 5662 and encodes 1717 amino acids. Gene Ontology annotation, cellular component: cytoplasm. NCBI's taxonomy places the organism in Eukaryota, Metazoa, Chordata, Actinopteri, Pomacentridae. Gene Ontology annotation, molecular function: protein binding. Gene Ontology annotation, biological process: signal transduction. The transcript is spliced from 24 exons.
AGCAGCACGCAGAGCGCAGAGAGCGAUGAGAGUCCGCUAAACACACCAGAGAGACACGUACCUGGAUAAAGGAGCACACAAAGUGAACACCGUGGGAGGGAGGAGGAAGAGUUGAGUCGCUUUUAACCGGAGAGAAGAAAAAAAAAACCCAGAAAGUGAGUUUUUACGAACAACUGAGGGGAUUUAAUAAGUGGACACGAGUCGUGAGUGAGACCGUGGCAGAUGAAAGAUGACAUCGAUAAAGGGGGAUUAAACUGCAGGGAUGUUAAGAAAAUGAUGACAACAAUAUCCACACACUAAAGGAGGGACUUUGGAGAACACAGGGAUGGCUUGAUUUCUCCGCCACGGGGGAAGCUGGUGGGACAAAACAGUCACAUGUUUAUGUGGAAGAGAAAGAAAGUUUGCUGCGCUUUUCUCAGAUAUAAGUCUACUUUGUGAGAGGCAUCGCUGCUUGUGACUGUUUUCUCACAACCCACCCGGUUUGGUUCAUUUAAAAAAACUGUUCACAAUGUCCAAGCCCGUGCUAAAGAAGAACCACUGGACCUCCAGAGUGAACGAGGUCUCCGUCUCCAAAGAUGCCCGCGGUGACUUGAAUGUGGCGCUGCGCGGCGGCGCGGAGAACGGAGAGUUCGCCUACAUUGGCCAAGUUAACGAGGAUGUGGUGCUUUACAAAAGUGGAACAUUAAACGAAGGGGAACUGCUGCUGGAGGUGGAGAACCUCUCGAUCUCGGGAUUACCUCUGUACGACGUGCAGACCGUGAUAAAGAACUGCAAAGGUCCCGUCAGGCUGAAAACUGUCAGGCAAGGAAGCAAGCUGAACAAGGACCUGAAGCAUUAUCUGAGCCAGCGCUUCCAGAAGUCGUCGCCUGACCACGAACUGCAGCAGACCAUUCGAGACAACCUCUAUCGUCACGCCGUGCCUUGUACUACCCGCGCCCCACGUGAAGGAGAAGUUUCUGGUGUGGACUACAACUUCCUCUCAGUAGAGGACUUUCUUGAAUUGGAGAAGAGUGGAACCCUGUUGGAGAUAGGAACGUAUGAAGGUAACUAUUAUGGGACGCCCAAGCCACCGGUGCAGCCCCCCAGUGGGAAAGUGAUUAGCAGUAGCGGUAGCGGUGGUGAUGCCCCACUGCCAGACGGGCUCAGCAGUAGCCUGCCGGGCUCGCAGCACUCCACUCCAAGACGCUCCAAGUCCUACAAUGACAUGCACAAUGCUGGAAUAGGGCCUGGAGAGCAGCAGCAGGAGGACGACGAGGACCUCCCUGACAUGAACAGCAGCUUUACAGGAGACUCUAGUGAAUUAGACGAGAUUCAUCACUCCGUGCGCCCCUUCGCCCCCCGCAAGAUUGAACCGUCCUACCCUGGGACGACCCCCUCACCACCGGCCACCACGGAGAGCACACAGCAGACACACUCUCACCUGAGCCAUCCUCCCCCGGAGGACCCGCUGGGACCUCUGCCGGACAACUGGGAGAUGGCCUACACCGAGAAUGGAGAGGUCUACUUUAUAGACCACAAUACAAAGACCACCUCCUGGAUAGACCCUCGGUGCCUGGACAAACCUCAGAAACCCCUGGAAGAAUGUGAAGACGAUGAAGGGGUACACACAGAGGAGCUGGAUAACGACUUAGAACUUCCUCCAGGAUGGGAGAAAAUAGAUGAUCCAGUGUAUGGGGUCUACUAUGUUGAUCAUAUCAACAGGAAGACCCAGUAUGAAAACCCAAUGCUGGAGGCUAAAAGGCGCAGGCAGCUGGAACAGCAGCAGCCUCAGCAGCCUCAGCCCCAAAGCCAGCAGCCACCUGAAGGUGAGCGCUACAUCCGAGAAUGGAUUGAGGACUCAACAUCGGCAGGGGCUCCACUGGCCAGCUAUGCUGCCAACCACCAGGAAACCUACAGGGACCCUCAGACAGGUCCCACGGUGCCCAAUGCGGUGGGACAGAAACGAGGAAAACCUUUCUUUACUCGGAACCGAUCUGAACUGAAGGGGACUUUCAUCAAUACCAAACUGAAGAAGAGUCGCCGGGGGUUUGGUUUUACUGUUGUAGGAGGCGACGAGCCGGAUGAGUUUCUGCAGAUAAAGAGCCUGGUCCUAGAUGGGCCUGCCGCCCUUGAUGGCAAAAUGGAGACGGGUGAUGUGAUCGUGAGUGUUAAUGACACGUGUGUGCUGGGCUAUACUCAUGCCCAAGUUGUGAAGAUCUUCCAGUCCAUCCCAAUCGGUUCGAUGGUCAACUUGGAGCUGUGCCGUGGCUACCCACUGCCUUUUGACCCCGAUGACCCCAACACCAGCCUGGUUACCUCAGUGGCUAUUCUCGACAACAAAGAGCCCAUCAUCGUCAACGGCCAGGAGGCCUCUAACAGCUACGACUCGCCGUCCAGCCACGGCAGCCAGAACAACAACAGCAUCCCGACCAAUGGCGGGGCUCCCCUCAACGGCCUCCCCCGACCCAACAGCCCCUCCACAGAGGUGGCUUCCGAUACCUCUUCUCAGCACGGCUACCCCAGCGAUGUGGUCACCCUGGCCUCAUCCAUUGCAACACAACCUGAGCUCAUCACUGUACACAUGGAGAAAGGAGACAAGGGCUUCGGCUUCACCAUUGCCGACAGUCCCGGUGGCGGAGGGCAGAGAGUGAAGCAGAUCGUGGACUACCCUCGCUGCCGCGGCCUCAGGGAGGGUGACAUUAUCGUGGAAGUGAACAAGAGAAAUGUGCAGAGCAUGUCACACAACCAGGUGGUCGACCUGCUCAGCAAGUGUCCCAAAGGCAGUGAGGUCACCAUGCUGGUGCAGAGAGGAGUGGCACCUGCAAAGAAGAGCCCAAAACUGGAUGAUUUUGAGCUGGCUCCUCCGUACAGAGAUUACACUAGGAGGCAGUUGUCAAGGAAGGACAGUCAGAACAGCUCCCAGCAUAGCGUUUCCAGCCACCGGAGCGCCCACACAGACUCACCCAUGCACCCGUCCCUGGCGCCCCCUCUCAGCGAGAGCAACGCCCCCCCGCCUCCCUCACAGCCCUUGCCAGGCCUCCCAUCUCAGGACUCCCCAGCCGAUGGGACCAUCCAGAGAAAACCGGACCCCUUUAAGAUCUGGGCCCAGUCCAGGAGCAUGUAUGAAAGUAGGCUUCCAGACUUCCAGGAGCAGGACAUUUUCCUGUGGAGGAAGGACACGGGGUUCGGCUUCAGGAUCCUCGGAGGCAAUGAGCCAGGAGAGCCUAUAUACAUUGGCCACAUAGUGAAGUACGGUGCAGCAGAUGAGGACGGACGCCUGCGAUCUGGUGAUGAGCUGAUAUGUGUGGAUGGCACGGCUGUAGUGGGGAAGUCGCACCAACUCGUGGUGCAACUGAUGCAGCAGGCUGCCAAGCAGGGCCACGUCAACCUCACUGUGCGACGCAAAACCAGCUACGCCGUUAAAGCAGAGGGAGACGUGCCUCCAUCACCGGCGUCCUCGCACCACAGCAGCACCCAGGCGCCCAGUCUGACGGAGGAUAUCGGGAAGCGCACCCCACAAGGCAGCCAGAACUCCCUCAACACCGUCAGCUCCGGCAGCGGCUCCACCUCCGGCAUCGGCAGCGGUGGUGGAGGCGGCGGGGCGGGAGGCAGCGGUAAUGCUGUGGUCGCCGCUGCAGCCGCCACCACCUCCUCUCAGCCCCCCAACAACUCCACCGCCAACGUCACCUCCUCCACUCUGCAGCCCUACGACGUGGAGAUCCGGCGCGGUGAGAAUGAAGGAUUCGGUUUUGUCAUCGUCUCGUCGGUGUCUCGGCCUGAAGCUGGCACCACCUUCGCUGGAAAUGCAUGUGUGGCAAUGCCCCACAAAAUAGGGCGCAUCAUCGAGGGGAGUCCAGCAGACCGCUGUGGCAAGCUGAAAGUCGGUGAUCGAAUCCUGGCUGUUAACGGAUGCUCCAUCACCAACAAGUCCCACUCUGACAUUGUGAACCUCAUCAAGGAGGCCGGAAACACCGUCACACUACGCAUCAUUCCUGGCGACGAGUCAUCAAAUGCAUCUUUGUUGACGAAUGCAGAGAAGAUCGCCACUAUAACUACCACUCACACACCUCAGCAACAGGCUGCACCCGAGGCCAGGAACAACACCAAACCAAAACAGGAAUCUUUUGAAUUUAAACCCCCACAAGGUCCCCCUCCCCAGCCCCCCACACAGCAAGUCUCAGCUCAGGAUGCUGAGUUCUACUCGGUGGACCUGGAGCGAGACAACAAAGGCUUUGGCUUCAGCCUGCGAGGAGGCAGAGAGUACAACAUGGACCUGUACGUGCUGAGGCUAGCUGAGGACGGAGCAGCUGUACGCAACGGAAAGAUGAGGGUCGGGGAUGAAAUCUUGGAGAUCAACGGCGAGAGCACCAAGGGCAUGAAGCACGCGCGAGCCAUCGAGCUCAUCAAGAAUGGAGGCCGACGCGCCCAUCUGGUGCUCAAGAGGGGUGACGGCUCUGUGCCUGAAUAUGACGGCAGCCCCAACGACGGCAGCAGCGCAGCCAACCCAGCCUCAGGGUUACAAAACGCUGCGGAAGUGAGCACCCUGCCCCCAACCAACGCACCAUCAGAGUCAAGCUACCCACCAGAACCUCACCAACCAUCCCGGAGCAAGCAGGAACCGAGCCGCCACUCUAAAGGCACUGGCAAGCACCAUCAUUCCAAACACCGCCACCACUCCCCCCACAAGAAAACCAGCAAGGGGAGAAAAUCCACGGGGAAGAGUGCGUUCAAGCCGCACAAGAAGAAGGAUGACAAGGGGCGUGACGGCCACCGCCACCAUUCUAGCGGGAACCACCGUAGCCGCCAUCGCUCACCUGAUAAGGGGCAAAGUCGGUCACGUAGUGCAGAAAACACCCUGGAUGGCCGACACGGGGGGCACCGCCACCGUGGUCGUUCCCCAGACAGGCAACAUGGUCACCACUCCCCCUCUCACCAUCGCCACCGCUCGCCUCACCGCCACAGGUCCCCCCACCGCUCCCGCCAUCACUCCCCCACCAGGCGCCACGCCCGCUCCUCAGACCCCUACCGCCAGUAUGGCUCUCCAGCGAGACAGAGCCGCGGCAACGAGAAGCCCAGUGGAAACGAGGCUGUACUGAAUGAGCCAGCCAAGUCUCCCGAACCCAGCCUCCCUUUUGAGGACAGCAUCCUGCGUGAGCCCCCGGCCCUGGACCGCCUGAACAGGGAGGCCACGCUUCCAACUUUGCGCAGGGAGGACCGCCUGUUUGAGGACGACAGCCUGCUGAUGAGAGCCUCCUCUAUGGAGAGGGCCUACAGGGGGGACACCCUGCUGAAGGACGUGACAUCCCGCGGCCUGAGAGACGCCUACAAAGACACCAACUUGCCCAGAGUGCGCACCCCUGACUCGGAUUCAGCCUACAAGCGGUAUAGCUCGCUGCUGAGGGGGCGAUCACCUGAGAGGAUGGAGAGAGAUGGGCGCUACGCCAGCCGAGGUAGCUCCCCUGAGCCUCAGUACCGAGCCCGCAGCCUGGGACGAGACAUCUCCCCGAUCAGGAGCUCCAGAAGGGACGACUCAGAGGAUGAAGAGGAUGAUGACAAUUUCAUAGCGGCUAAGGUUAGAGAGUACUACAGCACAGUCCAGACCAACACCAGUCGCUCAUCCAAGCCCGUGCUCCCUGAGCCCAAGAAGACCUACAAGGAGAAUCCCAAAGACCUGAGCAUCUGAUUGGACAGCUGUCAGCCAAUCACAGAAACCACCCACAGAACACCUCAAGUACUCAGUCCCAUUAACCACUUGGUUCUACAGAAAUGCACCCACUUGUGUACAACAUGCUCACACUCACACUCACACACACACACACACACACACACACACCAGACAACUGAUAUGCACUCACACACACAUUAUAUAACAAUGUUGAGUUACUAACAAGACAGUGAUUCCAAAAUGACUUUUGAAAGCAUUUCUUUCUUUCUUUUUUAUUGUAUGUUUUAUUUUCCCUUUUUUUCUCUUGUUUUUGUUUAAGCAUUCUACAUUUACAGUAACUCUGACUUUUCCAGAAAAUGUAAAACCAUAAAAAACAAUGAUGUGCCUAACAGUUCCAUUAACAAGCAACAUUUUCUUUUUGAUUUGAUAUGUGGCGGGCAUUUUGUUGCCCCACUGUCAGAUGAUGAAAUGUAUGUACUUUUCCACAAGGAUCCCAUGGAAGUACCGCGCACCUCGACCGCCGUAACUGGUGCUCACGAUGAUGCUGUGCAUGUCUCUACCGGUUUCAAUGUCUCUUUCUCUUUCUGUCUCUCUCUCACUCUCCUGCCUUUGUUCUCUCUCUCUUUCUGUCUCUGUCUCUCUCUCUCCUCCCAGUGCCACUGUUUUUUAGACAUUUGACCAGACUAUAGCACAAGCCUGCAUUUGUUUGUAUAUUUUUGACAGUUUGCAGUAUGUGUACAUUCAGAGGUGAUCAUUUUAAAUGAAUGAAGGGAAAAUUAAAAGUUAAACUAUGAUGAUGAUGAUGUUAAAAUAAAAUAAUAUAUUCAACAAAUGAA